CUACUUUGCUUUUUUUUUUUUAAAGGUCAUUUGAGGUAAAAAGUGUAGAAGGUUAGUUUCUGAAUUCUAAUACUUAUUUUUCUUUUUGCUGAACGUUAAAAUCUCCUGAACAUAUACAGGCUCAUAUUAGUGUUUUACUCUGUAGACUAGAAGCUUCAGGUUUGGCACAGCUCCAUCCCUGCUAAUAUCACAUAUUCAGUUGCCACUCCUUGACACCUACCAUAGUAGGGGUAUGAGGAAAUCAGGAGUUUGGGUGAGACUUUCUCCUAUGGAGAAUCCUUUUUAAACUCGAUCCUGGCACACGUAGAUAAGUUUGCACUUAGCACUCGAAGAGCUCAUAACAAUCACACUGGGUAAUUUCGUCUUGGGGUUUAUAAAUACAGUUAGUGGGAAUUACCUCAACUCCAUUACAGCGCCAGGAAGGGGAAGGAGGAGGGCAAGAAGAGGGAGAGGGCGGAUAGACUUGGUUAGUGUUGGCAGUGCUAAGUCACUGGGCGGGUGUAAUCUUCCACCAGCAGGAGAGUGGGAGGCUGGCGUUCGGGACGCCGCCUGUGUUAGCUCUGGUGGAGGGUGCUCCAAGGGCUGCCUGCUCCAAGGGCUGCCUGAUUGUUGCCUCCUUCUCUUCUCCCUGACACACUUGGGCAGGGGCUGGCCGUGUGUAGGGACUGCGCAGUGAAAGGUGACGGAUGGCAGACAUCGAUACCCCGAGCGGGCGGGCUCUCACCGAGUUUGCAGAAAAUUUAUUACGGGAACUGCAGGUACACUUUCAAGCUCUGACUGAAACAAUAACUCUCAAAAUGGAAGAAAUGGGGAAUCGGAUUGAUGACUUACAGAACAAUGUAACUGAUCUCAUGGUACAAGCAGGGAUCCAUAAUACCGACAAAGAACAAAUGACCUGAAGAAAUUACUGCAAUGCUAAAAGAUACAAAGUACAUUCUCUUUGGAUAGAUUCUUCUUCACA
Molecule: messenger RNA, 961 nt
Organism: Gracilinanus agilis (Agile Gracile Mouse Opossum)
Lineage: Eukaryota; Metazoa; Chordata; Mammalia; Didelphimorphia; Didelphidae
Gene: HSBP1L1
Product: heat shock factor binding protein 1 like 1
Exons: 4
Coding region: 687-899 (70 amino acids)
Biological process (GO): cellular heat acclimation
Cellular component (GO): cytosol; nucleus
Molecular function (GO): transcription corepressor activity
Source: RefSeq, a predicted model, not a curated record